Molecule: messenger RNA, 867 nt
Organism: Clavispora lusitaniae ATCC 42720
Lineage: Eukaryota; Fungi; Ascomycota; Pichiomycetes; Serinales; Metschnikowiaceae
Gene: SPS19
Biological process (GO): fatty acid catabolic process
Cellular component (GO): peroxisome
Molecular function (GO): 2,4-dienoyl-CoA reductase (NADPH) activity
Source: RefSeq, a predicted model, not a curated record
AUGGGUUUAGAUGCUUCAUAUAUUGAGAAUAGUUCCUGGAAGAAGGAUCUCUUCAAGGGAAAGGUUGUCUUCGUCACUGGUGGUGCAGGCACCAUCUGUCGUGUGCAAACAGAAGCUUUAGUUUUACUUGGAGCCGAUGCCGCCAUUGUGGGAAGAAACGAAAAGAAAACAAACCAGGCAGCGGAUGAGAUCAGCCGCUUACGUCCAGGUGCCAAGGUUGUAAGUUGCCCCAACACAGAUGUGCGUGAUGUCCAAUCUAUAGCAAAAGCAGUUGAGAAAACUGUCCAGCAAUUGGGAAGAAUUGAUUUUGUGAUUGCAGGCGCAGCAGGAAACUUUUUGGCGGAUUUUAACCACUUGUCAUCGAACGCUUUUGCAUCAGUGGUGGGAAUUGAUUUGCUUGGAUCUUUCAAUACAGUGAAGGCGACGUUCAACGAGCUCAAAAAAUCAAGGGGUGCAAUUCUCUUUGUGAGUGCCACAUUGCACUACUAUGGUGUCCCAUUCCAGGUUCAUGUGGGAGCCGCAAAAGCGGGCGUGGAUGCUUUGUCAAACGCUUUAGCAGUAGAGCUUGGACCAUUGGGAAUCCGCUCUAACUGUGUGGCUCCUGGCGCCAUUGACGAAACAGAGGGUUUGGAAAGGUUGAUCAGAGACAAGGAGGCUUAUGUUAAAAACAUACCGCUCCAGAGAUUGGGUACCACAAGGGACAUUGCCGAUACUACAGUCUUUUUGUUCUCACCAGCUGCAAGCUAUGUGACAGGAACUGUACUGGUUGUCGAUGGUGCGGCAUGGCAAAACGGUCAGCUGACCAGUGCAAGCUUGUAUCCCGUUGAACUUACGAAGCGGAACACAGAGCCUGUGGCGAAGUUAUAG